This is a messenger RNA of Oryctolagus cuniculus (rabbit), 7925 nucleotides long. It is a transcript of the gene CDON, whose product is annotated as cell adhesion associated, oncogene regulated. Gene Ontology annotation, molecular function: protein binding. Gene Ontology annotation, biological process: cell-cell adhesion; nervous system development. The record is from RefSeq and is a predicted model, not a curated record. NCBI's taxonomy places the organism in Eukaryota, Metazoa, Chordata, Mammalia, Lagomorpha, Leporidae.
GGCGGCCUCCACGGCCCGCCUCCGCCUCUGCCCCUACCUCUGCCCGGUUCCCUCCUCCCGCUGCUCGCGUGCUCCUCGCCGGCCCCGCGCCCGCGCGCCUUGGCGGGGAGGAGCGCGGCUCGGGGGCGCGCCCCGGCGACUCCGCCCCUAGCUCCCCUCCCCUGAGCCCGGGCGCCCGGCUCGCGCGGCUCGGCGUGUGGAGAUUGGGGACCCGGCGCCCGCCCCAGCGCCCCCGCCCCGGCGUGUGAGGCGCCGCGCCCUCCUGCUGCCCUGCCCGGUGCAUGGAGGGGCCCGGUCGGAUCGUAGCCGCCGCCAGCGCGCUGGGGGAUGACCUGGGGGUGGCUUUCGGAGCCGGCUGCCGCGCAGGAGGUCUGGGGGCUUAGUCUGCCCCGCGGAGAGCACUGAAGUGAACUCCAGUGUAAGCAGAGGGAGUCUCUUCGCUGCUCUCCUCCGAAGCACAAGCAUAUACACGUUGCAGACUUGUGAGCUGAGGCCUGGGUUUUGCUCCAGAAGUCUGCCCUGCUACUUCUGUAGUCUGGCGCUAUGCAUCCAGAUCUUGGGCCCUUAUGGACACUGCUGUAUGUUCCUCUCAUGCUUCCGAGCUCUUCUGCAAGUUCAGACUUGACACCUUCCUUCAUUUCUGAGCCUGUCUCUGCUGUCCAGAAACUUGGUGGACCUGUGGUGCUUCAUUGUUCUGCUAAACCUCUGACCACUCACAUCUCAUGGCUGCAUAACGGAAGAAGAUUGGAUAGGAACAUGGAACAGAUUAAGGUGCACGAGGGGACUUUGACGAUUCUUUCUCUGAACCCCUCCCUUUCGGGUUCCUACCAGUGCGUUGCCAACAAUAGCAUCGGUGCCAUUGUGAGUGGCCCUGCGACAGUCUCUACUGCAGUUCUUGGUGAUUUUGGUUCAUCAGCGAAGCCUGUUAUUACAGCCGAAGAAAAAAGCACUGGUUUUAUUGGCUGCGAAGUACCGGAGAGUAUCCCCAAAGCUGAAGUGCGCUACAAAAUCCGGGGCAAGUGGCUGAGACAUUCCACAGAGAAUUACUUCAUCCUUCCCUCAGGAAAUCUCCAGAUUCUGAACGUAUCCAGAGAGGACAAAGGAUCAUAUAAGUGUGCAGUUUACAACCCUGUCACCCAGGAAUUAAAGGUCGAACCCGUUGGCCAAAAGCUCCUUGUGAGUCGCUCUUCCCCAGAGGAUUUGCGCAUUCUUCACCCAGCCGUCUCCAAGGCGAUGACCGUUCCCUCCCGCAGCGCUGUAACCCUGGAGUGUGUGGUGAGCGGGGUCCCGGCCUCGAGAGUGCACUGGCUGAAGGAUGGGCAGGAGGCCGUGCUAGGCAGGAGCUGGAGGAGGUGGCACUCUCACCUUGCCACGGACAGCAUCGGCCUGGCCGACGCGGGCAACUACACCUGCGUGGUGGGGCGCUCCUCGGGGGACGUGAAGCACGUGACCUACAGGGUUACUGUACUGGAACAUGCCUCAAUUUCUACAGGACUGCAAGACCUGACGGUGUCUCUAGGUGCCACAGCUCAUUUUACCUGCAAUGUGCACGGGAAUCCAACCCCCAAACGCACCUGGUUUCAUAAUGCACAGCCCAUUCACCCAUCCCCACGACACCUAACUAUAGGGAAUCAGUUAACAAUCAGUGGGGUUACCUUGGAAGAUACCGGACUCUAUCAGUGUGUGGCGGAUAAUGGGAUUGGAUUUAUGCAAUCAACUGGAAGACUUGAAAUUAAAAACGACAGUGGAUUCAAACCAGUUAUAAUGACAGCGCCAGCAAGUGCAGAAGUGGUAGAUGGAGACUUUGUGACUUUGUCCUGCAAUGCCACUGGAAUGCCAGUUCCGGUCAUUCGCUGGUAUGACAGCCAUGGGUUGAUCACCAACCAUCCAUCUCAAGUCCUUAGGUCUAAAUCCCGAAAAGCACACUUAGGAAGGCCCCGGGGCUUUGACUUGGAGCCUGUCUACUUCAUCAUGUCUCGGGCUGGCUCAAGCUCUCUCUAUAUUCAGGCUGCUACCCGGGAGCAUGCUGGGAAAUUUAUCUGUGAAGCUACAAAUGAACAUGGUACCACACGGUCAGAAGCAUUUCUAACAGUUGUUCCUUUUGAAACAAAUACAAAAGCAGAAACAGUCACACCUUCUGAUGCUACUCAGAAUGAUGAAAGAGAUGGCUCAGAAAGUGGAUUAUUGGGCUCACUUCCAGAGAAAGAGCAUCCCGGUGCGGUAGAGUCAUCAUCUGAGAAAAAUGCGAGUGGUGCCUCUGUGCCUGACGCCCCCAUUAUCCUGAGCCCUCCGCAGACUCAUACCCCAGACACAUACAACCUGGUGUGGAGAGCAGGGAAGGAUGGCGGCCUGCCCAUCAACGCCUAUUUUGUGAAGUAUCGAAAGCUGGACGAUGGUGCUGGUGUAGUGGGAAGCUGGCACACGGUUCGAGUCCCAGGAAGUGAAAAUGAGCUCCAUUUAACUGAACUGGAGCCGUCUAGUCUUUACGAGGUUCUCAUGGUAGCAAGAAGUGCAGCCGGCGAAGGGCAGCCUGCUAUGCUUACCUUCCGAACCAGCAAAGAGAAAACAGCGUCAUCCAAAAACGCCCAGGCGUCCUCCCCUCCCGUGGGCAUCCCUAAGGUUCCUGUUGACGCAGAAGCUGCGCACAGCAGUUUCGGAGUGGUUCUGACUGAUUCCUCCAGGCAUAGUGGAGUUCCGGAAGCACCUGACCGGCCUACUAUUUCCACUGCGUCAGAGACGUCCGUCUAUGUCACCUGGAUUCCGCGGGCAAAUGGGGGCUCGCCAAUCACUGCCUUCAAGGUGGAGUACAAGCGGAUGAGGACCAGUGACUGGCUGGUGGCAGCUGAAGAUAUCCCACCCUCCAAACUCUCUGUGGAAGUUCGUAGCUUAGAGCCAGGUUCAACAUACAAAUUUAGGGUCAUUGCCAUCAACCAUUAUGGGGAGAGUUUCCGGAGUUCGGCAUCUCGUCCUUAUCAGGUGGCUGGGUUCCCCAAUCGGUUUUCCAACCGCCCAAUAACUGGACCUCACAUCGCAUACACAGAGGCGGUCAGCGACACUCAGAUCAUGCUGAAGUGGACGUACAUUCCAUCAAGUAACAAUAACACUCCCAUCCAAGGAUUUUACAUUUAUUACCGACCAACAGAUAGUGACAAUGAUAGUGAUUACAAGAGGGAUGUGGUCGAAGGUUCCAAGCAAUGGCACAUGAUUGGUCACCUGCAGCCAGAAACCUCCUAUGACAUUAAAAUGCAGUGUUUCAAUGAAGGAGGAGAAAGUGAAUUUAGCAAUGUGAUGAUCUGCGAGACUAAAGUGAAACGGGUUCCUGGAGCAUCUGAGUAUCCCAUCAAAGACUUGAGUACCCCUCCCAGCUCUUCAGGUGGUGGAGGAAACCUUGGGCCUGCAACCAGCCCUGCCAGGAGCAGUGACAUGUUGUAUCUGGUCGUUGGUUGCGUGCUGGGCGUCAUGGUUCUCAUUCUCAUGGUGUUCAUUGCAAUGUGCCUAUGGAAGAAUCAUCAGCAGAAUACCAUACAGAAAUAUGACCCUCCAAGAUACCUCUGCCAGGGGUCAGAUAUUCACGGGCAGAUGAUGGAUUACGCCACUCUCUCGGGAGCGAACCCCAUCAAUGGCAGCGUUCGCCGAGGCUUCCUGAGCAAUGGCGGUCUCACCAACGGCUGCUCCCAUCUUCACCAUAAGGCCCCUAAUGGCGUCAGUGGGAUGGUGAAUGGGAACCUCAACGGAGGGCUUUAUUCCGCCCAUACGAACUCUCUAACCAGGACACGUGUGGAUUUUGAACAUUCUCAUCAUCUAGUGAAUGGUGGUGGAUUGUACACAGCUGUGCCUCAGAUUGAUCCCAUGGAAUGCAUUAAUUGUCGAAAUUGUCGAAACAACAAUAGGUGUUUCACCAAAACCAACAGCACUUUCAACAGCAGCUCCCUUCCCGUGGUCCCCGUGGCAGCACCUUACCCCCAGGAUGGGUUGGAGAUGAAGCCCCUCAAUCACAUGAAGAUGUCUGUGUGCCUGGCUGCCACCCUCCCUGACUGCGGCCAGUUACCUGAGGGAAGCAGCAAGGACAGCGUGGCACCGACGCCUGCUCUGCACACCUGCUGUCAGGACAACACACGUGACAUCAACUCGGAUUGCACAGAAGAUACAGCAGAGUUCACUAGAGGAGACAGCUGUGUCCAUUCAGAAACAGAGAACAAAAUUCUAAGUUGGAAUCCUCUUGCUCUGCCGCCUGUCUCAGAGGACAGCACGGAAAACACAGCAUGGCCCUGCCCUGGCAUCCCUCUGGCCAGCGCGUCCGGAGUCCUUCCGCAACCCCAGGGAACCUACGGCUGUGCGGACGGCUAGUAACGCUCCUGCUUCCGGACAGUGACUGCACACACCAGGCCUGGGGAUGAGCUGCAGGAAGGGCGUGAAUUCCAAUCAGAGAAAAUCGUUAUUUAUUUUUUCUUUGUAGUAGUAAUGUCAUAUGAAUGUAUCUUAAAAUGUGUGCCCUUUUAUAUUAUUUAUGCCUUCAAACUUUCCUUGCCCGUCCCCUCCUCCCCCUUGUUUGCGUAGUUCUCAGCCAUCCGGAGAGCAUUCCACGUUUUCCAGCAGCCUCAGUGACCACGGGAGCUCCUCCGGGUUGGGAUGCGGGCUGCCGGCUGGUCCUGUGAGGGCAGGGUUGCACAGGCUGUGGAGUCAGGUUUGCAGAUGGACAGCUGCCUGUCAGUAUUGUGAGAGCAGAUUUUGAAAUCCACCACAGUUGUGACCUCAUGUUUAUCGUAGCAGGUCUGGCUGAUGAGUUUUCUAAAAGUGCCUUUCACUAGUGACCACCUGGCCUGUUGACUUUCUGUGUGCUCACGGGCACAGGUAGUGAUGAGCCUUCUAGGCAGUGGUCGUACGCAGUGUUGUGCGUGGUCUCCCUGGAGCGUUGCAGUAUGCAGAAAGGGAACCAGGGCCAGAAAGAAAAAUAACGCCCUAAUAACCCACUGCUUUAAAAUUAAAUUUACAAAAUGGUCCUCAUGGGACUCUUUUUGAUUGUUUCUAGAAGUAGGAACAAAGUAAGACUGUACAGCAGUGGCCGGAAGAAAGGGAAGGGCUCCAGGGACCCACCUGGCGGAAGCUCCGCCAUCAGCCUGGAGCGGCUCACAGCGUCACACACCUGAGAACAGUCAUUUUCUCACUUCCAGUGUGGGCAAGACAGCCCAGAAGAUGAGUGUCAGAAAAGACUUAGAAAAGACUUUUUUUUUUUCAUUUCCUGCAGCUUUUUUUUUUUUUUUUUAAGAAUAUAAUCAUUAUAAACAGGCACCUAAAGCUGUGAUCAGCAAACUCAGUACAUCACAGUUACCACUGCUCUGAGUGACAGGACGUUGCAGCCGCCUUUGGAAGGCUUUUCUUCUCCACACUAAAAACCACCGCAAAACGCUCCAAGUGUGUUCCAAAGCUCCAGUCAAGCUUUAGCGGCACACUGUGCCUUUUUGGAUCGUGCAUCCAUUGGGGAAAGAAAGAAAAAAUUAUUCUCUUGAUGUAGAACAAGCAGUUCCAGCCUCAGUGUAACAAUUUUACAGUUUCCCAGAAAGUUGCAGUGGAAUAGAAUACUAUGUUAAUCAGCUUUCUAUCUGAAUACAUCAGUAUUCCCUUACGUAUGUCUGUAUGUUUUAUAAAUAGAACUCUGAGUGAAGACGUGCUGUUUAAGCUGGGUCACUCUGCAAGAGCUGUUUCCCAGAAGACUGUAGUGAAUGUCAUUUCCUAGUCGGGAAUUAGGGACGCUACCGAAGCAGGUUCUACAUUCCAGGUGGCCGUGCCUAUAGUGUCCUACGUGUGCUCUUCAUGUCCUUUACAUGCAGUUAGCUGUGGAGGGAGAGAGCUGCAUCCCGUGGUUCUGUGACUAUCAAAGGACAAACUCCCAGUAGUACACAGAUCAUGAAACAUAGCCUGUGUUUGCCAUUCGAGUUACAGCAGUGCUGUCGUCAAGGGAGUUUUAGAAAUCUGGGAAGUGUCUGUAGGCAGUCAUUUUGAUUCAGGAAACAGGUGAAUUAGCAUGAGCCUUAGGUCAUAAACUGCUCUUAAAGAUUUGAGUUUGAUCCUGGGACUUGUCCACAAGGAAUAGAAAAUGACUUUACCUUUAGGGCAAUCUCAUUGUGGACUGCUUUAUUUAUAUUAUUAGUAACGCUGUUUUAAGUGUUAUCCCUUUUAUUGUAUUUUAUUUAUAAAAAUGCCUUUAUAUAUUGAGAUAUAUAAAUAUAAAUAUUAUAUAUAUAAAAUUGUGUUUAUGUUUAGGAGUUACGAGUUCUCCCUUAGUGUGAGUUGCUCUGAACUUUUAUACCCUGCACAGUCACUAGAAACAGUCCUACCUAAUGUCACUUCUUGAGGAAAUGAGAGGUCAGAGUACAGCGUGGGAGAAAGCACUAACAUGGGCUGAGUGGCUGCUAUGUACCAGGCACUGCGCUUGGGGCCAGUUGCUGUUAUCUCAUUUAACCCCGACAACACAUCUUAGGCCUUAAAAUCCCCAAGUCUCAUAGUGAGCCACUGAGCCUGAACUUGAGCCCAGUUUAUCUGGAGCCAUAAUCUGUGCUCCUCCUGUUUUUCCAUAGUGCUUUCCAGAAAGCACUGUGGUUCACAUCCCCUUGCUGUUGUCUGCUCCUGCUGCGUUAUCCCCUGAGGCCCUAACUACAGCCAGAGCAGCUGCUCCCUGUCCUGCAUGGGCAGGGUGCCCUGGGCUUCCGGAAGUCCAUGAUUCUCCCCAUCCCACCCCCUCACCCCAACCCCUGCCCAGGAAUUGGAUCUUCAUUCAACUCAGCAUGAAACCGGUCCGGCUUCUUCGUGUUCCUUUUCACCCUAGAACUCUGUGAUUUUGUUAAACAUCAGACUUACCCCACUCUGCUCACACCAGUUCACUCUUCCUUGUCUCCUUUCAGUUAUGCACUGGUAAGUCUGAUAGGUGCUGUACAGGGUACAAGUUGCAUUGCAAUGUCCUAUACCUUUUAAAGUGGUCUUUGCAAAAAGCUUAUCUUGCUCGUUUUUGUCAAAUGUGUCCAUGAAGACCAAUGUGUCCGUCCUGGGCCCAGCGUAACACAGAUCUCAUUCCAGCUAACAGCACUGCCAAGAAGCUAAGUUUAGGAUUGGAUUUUACCUGUGUUGCUGUCUUUUAAAGCAGUGACUUUGAAUUGCAUGUUUUGUAUCGUCGUGAAAAGUAUGUUUAAUUUUCCUUAAAGCUGUAAUAUUAUGUUUGAAACUGUACAUAUUUUAAAUGAUGUAGCUUUGACAGGUUUUACUUGGUUGAUACAAUUUUAUAUUAAAAGAGAGAAUGCUGCUUUCAUGUAGAGUAGCCCUGUAAGAUGGGAUCGUCAGAUACUCCCUGUUUGUACAAAACCUGCUGAGUUUGUGAUUGGGUGGGGGUGGGGGGUGUCUUACUUUGAAACUCUUCCGACCCUCCACCCCUGUUGUGAAGGUCUCCAGUGUACACCCAAGAGCCCAGGGGUUAAGCCUUGCUGUUCUGACUGCAGAGAUAAAGCUAUGAAGGAGCAGGACCUUGGGCAAGCAUUUGAUAGGGAGGCUGGGAAGGUAUCUCCAUAUGGGUCCCCAUGGGGAGCUUAGCAUUUCUUUGGAAGGAAGAGAGGAGUGGAGUUGAGAGAAGCAGGAGAAGGAGGCUGGGUAUUUUCUCAGAAUUCCUCUAUUUUUACCGCUAGUCUACGAUAACAUCUCUGAAUUCCAGGGGAGAAAUCCAACCUUCUUAAAAGAAGCAGCUUUGUUUGUCCUCAAAAAGCACAAAUAACACACCGAAGCCUCCAGGUUUCUCUUACCAGGCGGCCAACAGCCAGCCUCUUGGAUUCGAUUGCCCGUAUCUUACUAAAACUUUGCCUGAAACCUUGGCCACAGUCCUGAGGGCCUGGAGGGACGCUAAGUCCCGUUUUCUAAUAAAGUCUGAAUCUGUGAGAACCUAA